This is a messenger RNA of Trematosphaeria pertusa, 2369 nucleotides long. Its product is annotated as HET-domain-containing protein. The transcript has 2 exons. Lineage: Eukaryota; Fungi; Ascomycota; Dothideomycetes; Pleosporales; Trematosphaeriaceae. The record is from RefSeq and is a predicted model, not a curated record. Bases 122 to 2359 code for a protein of 745 amino acids.
GUUCUGUCAUCAAUGCCAACUCUUCUGGGAAUCCGUCAUUUCCCUCGUGCAGGUUUCCGGGCCCAUCAGAUCGUGCGAAGAUGUUCGUUGGACGCGCUACGAAACCGUGCUUCAUCGCAGCAUGCGGGAGCUGAAGCACUCCUCUGAUCAUCGAUGCCCGAUAUGCCGCGCGAUUCUCUAUACACCCACCAGAUACGAGCACGACAGCCUUCUCGCAAAUGAUGACGAGCCUCUGGACAUCGUACUUGAUAUCGAUCCAAAUAAAGGCCCUCAUCCCGUCCUCUCCGUCACAUUCUUCGCAGCGAACAGCGCCGAAAAGGUAGCGCGUGUCCCUAAGCGGAUACUUGCUGCGGUCGGCGGCCUUAUUACUGAUGAUGAUCUUGCGUCGACCCUGGAUCGUGCUUCCCAACAGGACAAUAUCAGCACAGGAUCGGAUGCCACAUUUGAGCUGGCUUCCUUCUGGCUCAGGCGUUGCUUAUCAGAGGAUGAAAAAUGCAGACAGUCAAGUGCUGCGACUGGGACGCCUUUCGUGCCUACAAGGCUCAUCGACGUCAGCAAUGACGUUGUUCGACUUAUAGAAAGCGAGAACGACAUCAAAGGAGACAACGCAGAUCGAAGAUACGUCGCCCUCAGUCAUUGCUGGGGGCUGAUUCCCAUCAUCAGGACCCUCAUCGCGAACUACAAGGAUCAUCAAAGGAAUAUCGACCCAGUACGGCUCUCGAAGACCUUCCGAGAUGCAGUUCACGCAACGCGCAAGCUAGGCUUCAGAUAUGUGUGGAUUGACAGUUUGUGCAUCAUCCAGGACUCAAAAAGUGACUGGGAAGCCGAAGCGGCGACCAUGUGUGACGUGUAUCGCAACGCGACCUUGACGAUUGCAGCGGCGCAUGCUCCUGGAGGAGAUGUGGGAUGCUUUCAGAAUAGAGACGGUCUUCUCCAAUUUCCCUUCAUUGUCGAGCUACCACACCCUCGGACAGCAGGAGCAGAAUUACAGAAACUUCACCGGAUCUUGUUCACUUCAUACGGCCGAAGCCAAGGCCUGGGAGGUCCAGAACCACCCCUGUACGGCCGAGCCUGGGUGUUGCAGGAACAGCUGCUUUCCGCACGAAUGCUCAUCUUCGACGGAUCUCAAAUUCGCUGGGAGUGCCUUAGCAGCCACGGCUCCGAGCGCUCUCCGCAAGGCGGCAUGUCGCGGCACAUCGGGCACCAGAAGGAAAUCCGCAAAGGUAUAAACGGCAACUUGGACCUCUUCAACAUACCCGGGAUUGAAGACCGCGAUACUGGAUUGCGCGGACAGUUGCAGCAUUGGUUCUACGCUGUCAUGGAUUACACUCAUCGAGGCAUGACGAAGCCUUCUGACCGGCUUGUUGCUCUUGAUGGGGUUGCUCAGGCACUUAAAGGUCAUACAAACCAGGAGUACUAUGCGGGUCUAUGGUCUCAGCACUUCUGGCUUGGUUUGCUAUGGAGCAUUUCACAUACAAACGAAUAUACUCCGACGACAACCGAUGCGUUCAAUCUUGAAAAGAACGAGCAUGUCCGCCAUGAAGAGGGUCUGGCACCGAGCUGGUCAUGGGUCGCGGUUACUGUCCCGAUCGUCUACACGGUACCAGCUAUCAUGUAUAUCGAGCGUGUAUGCGAGAUUCUCAGUACUUUCGUCUCCGGUUCACCCACGAAACAAAGCGGCAAAGUAGAGAUUCGUGGCCACCUCCGUACCGGAUACGUCAAUUCUAUCUAUCCAUACGCUAUUCGCGAAGCCGCGGAGGCCCUUCCCGAGAUGACGAGUCGGAAACCGCGUGGUUCGAAGAACCUGAUUAGUUUUCGCGGACGUGCGUUCCAUCCGAAUGAUUUCUUCGUCUUCUCUGAUGCGGAUCCCUCAAGCGGCCUUUAUCGGAUGUCAUCGCAGAACUGGCGUUUCGUCCGUGGAACCUUCCGCCCAGAUGAGAUAAUCAAUCCUUCGACCCAAGUCACUUUCAUCGCUAUUGCGCAGCAGAACACGGGCUAUACACCGGAAUCACUUAUACCUACCCAUACAAGAACAGAUCCACUUCAAGUGUAUUCGCUUGCGCUGGUGCCCACCGGGAGAGAAGAAGGGGAAUACAGGCGUGUCGGGUAUGCAGUAUGGGAAGAUUGCUCUUGGUAUGGAUAUAUGUGUGGGCGGAAGAGCAGGCCUGGAAGAGACAUUGAAAGAGCUGAAGGCUGGCGUGGAAUGAUGUCCCUUGGAGGCCUGGAGCACAUGGGCUGGAGCCGUGCCGUGGAUGGCAAGGGAGUGCAUCAGCAUCGAUUUCAAGGCGAUGCAUUGUCGGAUCGCGACAAGUUUCAUAAUGAUGUGAGAAUGGAGGAGAAGACUAUAUUCAUCGUCUAGCCGGCGCUAG